Sinocyclocheilus anshuiensis is the source of this 3942-nucleotide messenger RNA. Its product is annotated as sodium channel subunit beta-2-like. Lineage: Eukaryota; Metazoa; Chordata; Actinopteri; Cypriniformes; Cyprinidae. Gene Ontology annotation, cellular component: plasma membrane. The record is from RefSeq and is a predicted model, not a curated record. Bases 237 to 902 code for a protein of 221 amino acids. The transcript is spliced from 6 exons.
UUUUAUUUGCUGCUAUUAUAGUGUAUUCUAACAUGGUUCAGUUUAACCCUCAAGUAGGAUAAAUAAUAAGCCACAACCAUACUAUCAACCAGUUUUCCUACUACAGACACUGCCAGCCAUAUCAUAGCACAAAAUAAAAACAUUUUACGUGUUUUUUUGUAUAAUUGAAACGAAGAAAUAGAUCGCUAAAGCUUUUCUGGUCUUAUUUCCCUCUACGUUUAUUGUCAUCGACCAAAAUGCCUAUUUUAUUGCAUUUUGGGAAAACGCAGUGGGCGUCCGCUUUGAAAUUAUCCUGUGUUGCAUUGAUGGUGUUUCUGGCAUGUCCAGUGAAUUCCAUGGAUGUGCUGGUGCCACCACAGAUCCUCGCUCUCAAUGGGACAGAUGUCAGAAUCCCCUGUGCGUUCACUUCAUGCUACAAGCUGGACCCCAGCAAGUUUGCCAUGAACUGGACCUAUCAGGAUACAAGCAACAGCACAGAAGAAAUGUUCAUGACCUAUAAGAACAAGAUAACACCCUUGAAGUCGAGCCGAUUUGGAGAUCGAGUCACAUUUUCUGGAAACCUGGAUAAGAACGACCUGAGCAUCACUAUCUUAGAUGUGCAGUUGACAGACGAGGGCAUCUACAACUGCUAUGUGCGCAACCCUCCAGACCGCAUUCAGGGCCAUGGCGCCAUUCAGGUCCUUGUCCUGACUGAAUUGCCGCCACCAAGAGAUUCGACCAUUGCUGUUGCCAUCGGGGCAUCUGUGGGAGGAAUUCUAGCUUUGCUCAUUCUGUCCAUGGUAGUGGUGAAGUGUAUUCGCAGACAUAAGAACCAGGAGCUGAUCUCAGAUGAGCAGAAGAUGGAGGAAGAGGGCAAAGCAGAUGGAGAAGGAGGCACAGAAGAAGCAACAAAACAGCCCUAACCCGCAAUCUUAGCCCUGGAGGCCUAACUGAUGGUGGAGCUCCAUCCUACACAUUCUGAAAUUUAAGCCUGCCUGAAGAUAUGUAAAACUUGUUUGACUCUUCAUCCUAUAACUGUCUCAUUCAACAUUCCUCGGUUUCUCGUGUAGCAGUCACAUAUGUCAUAAAGGAAGAUCUCCACCACAGUGCCAUGGUGUCCAGUUACCAGUGAGAAAUUACCCCACAAAGGGUUUCAAACUGCUUCUUCCACUCAAUACAACAGGUUAAGGUGAUAACUUCCUUCAGAACUCUUCGUUUAGACCACCCUUUUUUCAAAGUCAAGUAAUGUCUUUUUUUCUUCUUCAACUACUGCCACUAUUAGCACUAUUAAUAUCAGCCAUCCAGUAUUUCUGAUGAAAAAUUUCUAACCAGAUGAAUUUAAAAUUAUAGAAGGUCCUCUUACAACUGCCAAAGUGUUUUUACCCUUAUGGUGUUUAUACGUUUUAAGAGUUUCUUGAGAAAUCACUGCCCUCAACAACCUCUCAAGUGGAUGUAGAAACAUAAUGUGUGUGUUUGUGUGUGCCGUCUCAUUGUGCCAAUUUGCUCCUGUUGAGUCUAAAAGUUUAUCCUGUUUUUACAGCAGACUAUUAGGCAGGACCGUGACUAUACAUCAGUGUUCAAAAUCUAUAAUUCGCUAGUUUACAGCACAUAGCACACCUCCAAAACAUGUACAAUCAUUGCAUGACAAUUUUCUUAUGCAUGAUACACAUAAUUUGCACAAAACAAAUCAUUAAUUUGCACAAGCAUCUGGCACAUUCCACAAAUAGGGUAUAUUUUGCUGUUCCAUGGCAUUUUUUAAAAGCCUUAGAGGCAUUAAUCCUAUGUUGUCUUUGUUUUGACCUAUUAGAUAUUGCGUAUUUGUUAUUUAACAUGAAACUAACUUAGCAUGAAAGUGACUUUUUUUUGUCGGUUUGUUAAUGGUGAUUUUGACUUCCACCUGAGAGGACUUGGUCUUCAUGACUAUCUAACAAUUAAAAUCACAGAAGAGCAUCAUCAUUUUAAAAGAUGAAAAGUAAAAGUGAGUGAAUUCUUAAUUUCUUUAUUAACCUUAUUAAAACUUAUUUGCCCCAUUACCAAAUAAGUAAAUAAAUAAACAAACAAACAAAUAAAAAAUUGUGAGGCCCAAAAAAUAAGCUAGUUUGGACGUAAAUAAUCUCUAUUUUCUCAGUUAUGAAUAGAAAAAAUAUCAAACAAAUGUCAUACUGAGUGACAGCUUAAUUUAUGCUGAAUUUGCUCUAAUUUGCAACCCUGAAGAAAAAAAUGGAGUUUCAGCUAUUUUGUACCCUAUUUAUGAAAAAUGCCAUUUCCAAAACAUUGCUUUCACACAUAAACACCAUCAUUCAGGUGCAGUGAUUAUGUGGCAAGUUAGACAUGAUCUAUAUAUAGAUAAAAGCCAAAAAACAACUGAUACAGAAAUUUGAUUGUUAAUAUUAUCGAUUGUGUUUGACAUGUUGUGAUGUGUUAUUGGGAAUGUGUGAAAUUUGAUUAUGAGGUCAAUCAUUCUUUUUCCAUCAUAUAAUAUGUUCUGAAAGAGGCUAAAGUGGUUUUAAAUUGAGUAACAAGCAAAUGAAAGAUACUGGAUUAAUGAAUGUGCAUUUAAUGGAAAGAUUAAAAAGUAAUCAAUUCUGUAUGACAUAUAUCAUAUUUGUAUGUAUACAGAGGAAAUAAGAAACUUUGAUUUCAAGUAAUUGGAAAAAAAAAGAGAACCAAAACAAGCUUUUUUUCAUGUGAUGGGAAUCCAUUUUGAUAGUGAAACACAGUGAUUGUGAACUUUCAGUAACAGACUGCAGACUGUGUAGCAGAUUAUGUAGGGAAGGGGCAGGUCCCCUACAUAACAUCUGCUAAAUCGAACAAUUUCAAAGAAUAGCCUCAAUAUUUUUACAGCAUAUUUUGUGUUAUUGUGAGGAAACGUGAGUAUUAAAUAGUUCUAAAUAGUUAGAUUAAAAAUAAAUAUAUCAAAAUAUAUAUUAUAUGUAUAUUGUAAUCUUGAAUGAUGUCGAAAAGUAGCAGUAUAUGUCUAAUUUAAACAUUCUGUAUAUUUAAUUUGAAGCAAGACAAUAUCAUAGAGAUGUAGGCUCAUUUACAAAUGGUUCUUCUAUGUUCUUAUUAUAAAACCUUAUACAAGAUAUACAGUAUUUGUCUACAGACCAUAGGAGUAAAGUAGUUCACCACUUAUUUUACUUCACCAUGUAUGAUUACUUAGUGUGCAUGCUGUAACACUGCAUUCAUGCUGCACAGGCCCAAAGCCUGGAGCCACAGUGAUUUUGAGCCCAGGAAGCCUCACCCUCUGCUGGGCAAAGCCGACACCCACACUGGCUUCUGUUUACUCACACUUUAACUCACUCAAUCCCCUUAUGACUGGCUUAUUUUAUAAUUUAAUUUAUUUGUUUAACUGACAUAGGUGUUAUGUUACACUUCCACAUCAUAUUGUACUCCAAUAAGUAUUUAAUAAAUCAAGUUAUAUUGCUUCUUGUUAUAUAAAAAUGUACCAUGAAGGAUUGCUGUGUUACCUCUAUAAUUUUGGUCAAUUUUUACCUCAAAUUCAUUGUAAGGGAAUGUGUUAAUUUUAAUGUUUAAUUCAGUAAUGCUUUAUUGUAUUAUGAACCAAAACUGAGAUUUACAUAUGGUGUAAUCAUAACUGUUAACUGUUAUUGCUAUAUAUUCAAUGAUAAUCAUGUAUUCAGUGACACUCAGUUACUUUGUUCACAUACACAUGUACAUUGUAUUUUUACCACCAUGUUUUGCAUUAGAUAUUUGCAUAAUGUGAGCGACAUCAGGCAACCACAAAAUGUUAAAAAGUCUCCUAAAGGAUAUAAUAAAACCAUUAAGCUCAUAAUUUGAUUUGCUGAAUAGCAGUUAACAUUAAGCCAGCUUGUGAAAUCCAGACUGCGGCACAAUGAUUUUAUGGCUAGCACUUUAGUGGUUGCCAUUCAUAGGUUGAGUUUCCAGGGAACAUGACUCUAAAUCUCUGAUUAUCUUCUAUUAGAAUUAGACAACAAUUUC